Molecule: messenger RNA, 1701 nt
Organism: Diaporthe citri
Lineage: Eukaryota; Fungi; Ascomycota; Sordariomycetes; Diaporthales; Diaporthaceae
Exons: 2
Coding region: 1-1701 (566 amino acids)
Cellular component (GO): mitochondrion
Molecular function (GO): metal ion binding; metalloendopeptidase activity
Source: RefSeq, a predicted model, not a curated record
AUGUUGUUCGCGUUUGCCGGCGAGGCUACAAGGCCUCGCAAAGCCUCACAACAUCACUGCCAGGCCAUCAUUUCGAACAAGGAGCCUACGGAGCUUAGCGACAUCACCACAUUGCCAAAUGGCAUCCGCGUUGCCACAGAAGCCCUGCCAGACGCCUUCUCUGGCAUGGGAGUCUACAUCGACGCCGGGUCGCGGUACGAGAACGAUCACCUGCGCGGCGCAAGCCACAUCAUGGACCGGCUUGCCUUCAAGUCGACCUCGAGACACUCGGCCGAUGAAGUCCUGGAGCAAGUGGAGAACCUUGGCGGAAACGUACAAUGCGCGUCGUCCCGAGAGUCCAUGAUGUAUCAGGCCGCAACAUUCAACAACGCCAUCCCCAGUGCGGUUGGCUUGCUCGCCGAGACAAUACGGGACCCGAAGCUCACAGAGGAAGAGGUGCAACAACAACUGCUCACGGCCGAAUACGAGAUCACAGAGAUAUGGUCCAAGCCAGAACUCAUCUUGCCCGAGUUGGUUCACACCGCGGCCUUCAAGGACAACACCCUCGGCAACCCCCUGCUCUGCCCGCAGGAUCGUCUCGGCGCCAUUGACAGGAGUGUGAUUCAGGCCUACAGAGACGCUUUCUUCAGGCCAGAGAGGAUGGUUGUCGCGUUCGCCGGAAUACCUCACAAUGAGGCUGUCAAGCUAGCCGAACAGCACUUCGGCGACAUGAAGGGCGCAGAACUGCCAGCAAUCUCAGACACUGCAUCCGAGGCCUCAUCAGCCUCCGAGACCAGUUCGCAAAGCAGCGACUCCACUGCGUCGUCUGUCUCCUCCUUGUCCUCGGCGUCACCACAACAGUCGUCUAAGCUCCUCUCCAAAAUACCCUUCUUGAAAAACCUCUCUACUUCAGCACCACACAACGCCUCCAUCGCCUCCUCUCCCUAUAUCCCCAUCUCCAGCGAAGACCUCAACCGCCCCGCAAAGUACACAGGUGGCUUUCUCUCCCUUCCCACCCAGCCACCUUCCCCCAACCCGAUGACGCCCGCUUUCACACACAUCCACCUUGCCUUCGAGGGUCUUCCCAUCUCCUCGGACGACAUCUUCGCCCUUGCUACUCUGCAAACCCUUCUCGGAGGAGGAGGCUCUUUCUCAGCCGGUGGCCCGGGCAAAGGCAUGUACUCACGCCUGUACACCAACGUUCUGAACCAAUACGGCUGGGUUGAGUCAUGCGUCGCUUUCAACCACAGCUACACCGACAGCGGCCUCUUCGGCAUCGCCGCUUCCUGCUUCCCGGGCCGAACGGGCAAGAUGCUUGAGAUAAUGUGCCGGGAACUCCGCGCCCUGACGCUCAACUCCGGCUUUUCUCGCCUGAACCAGGUCGAGGUGACCCGCGCCAAGAACCAGCUGCGGUCAAGCCUGCUCAUGAACCUCGAGAGCCGCAUGGUCGAGCUCGAGGACCUGGGGAGGCAGGUACAGGUCCACGGCCGCAAGGUCCCCGUCCAGGAGAUGACGAGGAGGAUCAGCGAGCUCACGAUCAAGGACCUGAAGCGCGUGGCCGAGAUGGUUGUCGGCGGCAUGGUCAACAACCCCGGCAAUGGAAGCGGCGCGCCGACUGUUGUUCUGCAAGAGGCGGAGGCGCCGGGUGUCAAGACGAGGACACUGUCUUGGGACGAGAUCCAGGAUACGAUUCACCGGUCGCAGCUGGGGAGGCAGGCAUAA